This is a messenger RNA of Tinamus guttatus (white-throated tinamou), 1284 nucleotides long. RefSeq names its product UDP-GlcNAc:betaGal beta-1,3-N-acetylglucosaminyltransferase 5 (gene B3GNT5). Gene Ontology annotation, biological process: protein O-linked glycosylation. The record is from RefSeq and is a predicted model, not a curated record. Gene Ontology annotation, molecular function: N-acetyllactosaminide beta-1,3-N-acetylglucosaminyltransferase activity. NCBI's taxonomy places the organism in Eukaryota, Metazoa, Chordata, Aves, Tinamiformes, Tinamidae. Gene Ontology annotation, cellular component: Golgi membrane.
GAGCGCUGUAAACACUGAUCCUGAACGGGAAUUGGGAUUGCAGGAACUGCCUCAGAAUGUUUGUUAAUCCCAGGAGAGUCAGAAAAUGCCAGUUUUUGCAGAUCUUUGCCACUUGCUUUGUACUGUGUCUCAUGAUUUUUUGGGGGCCAUUUGAUAACAGCAUUGUGAGCCAUAUGAAGUCCUAUUCGUACAGAUACCUCAUAAAUAGCUACAACUUUGUGAACAACAGCCUGUCUAUCAGAAGGGAUAACUUGGACAGGAUAGCAAGCUACCAGUACUUGAUCAACCACAAACAGAAGUGUUGGCAGCAGGACGUCCUUCUCCUGCUGUUUGUGAAGACGUCCCCCGAAAACCGUCAUCGGAGGGACGCAAUUCGACAAACGUGGGGUAAUGAGAAGUAUGUUCGUUCCCAACUUAAUGCCAGCAUUAAAACACUCUUUGCUUUGGGACGACCAAUGGGAGCACAGUUGCAAAGAAAACUUCAGGUGGAAGACCAGCAAUACAAUGACUUGAUUCAGCAAGACUUCUUAGACACUUUUCACAAUCUUACUCUUAAAUUACUCUUGCAGUUUAGCUGGGUGAAUGCCUACUGUCCUCACGCCAAGUUCAUCAUGUCUGCAGAUGAUGACAUAUUUAUCCAUAUGCCAAAUCUUGUUGCCUAUCUCCAAAGUCUAGCGCAGAUGGGUGUCCAAGAUCUCUGGAUUGGCCGUGUCCAUCGUGGAUCCCCUCCCGUAAGAGACAAGAGUAGCAAAUACUAUGUGCCAUAUGAAAUGUAUCAGUGGCCCUCUUAUCCAGACUACACAGCUGGAGCUGCCUAUGUAAUAUCAAGUGAUGUAGCAGCUAAGGUAUAUGAGGCUUCACAGACUCUUAAUACAAGUCUCUACAUAGAUGAUGUUUUCAUGGGUCUCUGUGCCAAUAAAAUGGGAAUUGUACCACAAUACCAUGUAUUUUUUUCAGGGGAAGGAAAGGCUCCAUAUCAUCCCUGCAUUUAUAACAAAAUGAUGACAUCUCAUGGACAUGUAGAUGACCUUCACCAGCUCUGGAAGCAGGCCACAGAUCCCAAUGUUAAGAGGAUUUCCUCUGGGUUUUUUGGUAGAAUAUAUUGCAAAAUAGUUAAUAUUGUGCUUCUCUGUAAGUUAUACUACGAGGACACAUAUCCUUGUUCAGCUGCAUUCUCUUAAUACUUGAAUAUCUGCAUUGAAGAUCCACUGAGCCAAAAUGGAGCAACAACUCUUUAGCUGUUUAUUCAAAGUCCGUGUAAAUGUGGAAAGAGGUAAAACUAAA